AAAAAAAAAGUGAAAAGAAGCAUCUCAGACAGUGUUCAAAAGGGGAGAAAAAAAAAAUUCUGUCGCUCUCUCAGGAAAAAAGUGAAAAAGGCAAAAAUUCAAUAAAAAAGAUUCGAUUUCUUAGGCUGGCAAUCGAGAAACGGCUCUCCUUCAUUUCUAUCCCUUUGGAAGAAUCCAUUCUCUCCUCUUCGUUUUUGUUUUCUGAUUGAUUAAAUUUGUCUUACUUAACAUUUAAUUUCAUAUUUACUCCUUCAGAUAAUAAAUAAAUUUCCAAUUCCAAAACUCCAAUACAUUUAAUUUUAGCUGUUUUUUUUUAUUAAUGGCUGCGAGUGAGAAUCCGACGGGGAAUAAUCAGGAAGGUUCGUCGAGCCAUAAGGUGACGGCUCCUCCUCCGCCAGCUAAUGGCGUGUCCGUCAAUUCGAACAACAGCGGGGGCAAUACCUCAGCCACCGCCGCCGUCUCGGCUGAUAAGCAGUCCGCGUUGAGGCACAACCCUGGCAUCUCCGUCGACUGGACUUCCGAUGAACAAUUGAUGCUUGAAGAUUUGCUCCCCAAGUAUGCCUCUGAUUCAACCAUAGUUCGCUAUGCUAAGAUCGCAAUGCAGUUGAAGGACAAAACAGUUCGGGACGUGGCACUGCGUUGUAGAUGGAUGACUAAAAAGGAAAAUGGCAAACGAAGGAAAGAGGAUCAUAAUUCAGCAAGGAAAAAUAAAGACAGAAGGGAAAAGGGUACGGAGUCUUCAGCAAAGUCUACACCUCAUUUAACAACUAGGCCUAAUGGUCCUUCAUAUGCUCCACCAAUUAUCCCUAUGGACAACGAUGAUGGCAUCCCAUCCAAAGCCAUUGGUGGCGUGACGGGAGAGCUGCUUGAACAAAAUGCUCAAAUGUUUAAUCAAGUUUCUGCAAAUUUUGCAGCUUUCCAGAUACAUGAUAAUAUAAGUAUCUUAUGCAAAGCUCGGGACAAUAUCCUUUCAAUCUUGAAUGACUUAAAUGACCUGCCAGAGAUAAUGAAACAAAUGCCUCCACUUCCGGUCAACGUAAAUGAAGAACUGGCCAACAACAUCCUUGGUCAUCCAUCCCAUCAGAUGCAAUCAUGAUUGGGGCCAUUCUGAUGAUACUUCUGACCAUUUGUUUCAUGCUGGAAUUCUCAAUUCAAAUCUGAAAACAAGGUAAAACUAAAAAAGGGAAUAAACCGGUCAGUUAAUCAAGUCAUUUUGUUAAAUUAAAAAUGUUUUCGAAGUGUGUUAUUUCUAUCAUGUUUUAUAACUUAUUUUGACAUAUGAUUAAUUUUAGGAACUAUUAGUCUGUGUAGCUUGUGAAUAGUUAAUUAUGUAGAAUGAAAUCCUUUCUGUAUAAUCAUUGAAGGAAAAGUCAAUCCUAGUUGAAGUUCAGUGGAAAGAGAUAAAGUGUGGUUGCAUUAAUACUGAUUCUAGCUCAAAAUGUUAUCUUGGAAGAAUGAGAUUGGUUGGGUUGAGGUUUGAUGGUAAGGUUAGAGGGCAUUUUGCUUGAGGACCCUCUCCCCAUGUGCAAAACAAUGAAUGAAUCAGGAUUGAUAUUGCAUUCUUGGCAUGGCUCAACCGAUAGGGAUGGAAAUAGGCUUCUGACUAAAGUUUCUUGUAGCCAUCCCACUUGUUUAGACUUUGGCCUGGCCACUGGACUCUCCUAAACUGGAUGGCAUGGCUGGUGUUUCAUAAUCUAAUCCUAAUCAUAAUAUCAUUUUAUCUUAUUUUAUUAUAAUUUUGCGAAUUAAAUAACAUCUUUAGCUUUUGAUAUUUGUGUAACUCCGUUGGAUUUUAAGCUACACAAAGAGAGAUAUCUUAUGGAUGAUGAGUCCACACUUGCAAAAUGAUUUUCAAAUAUCAAAAGAAUAGGUCGAAACGCCUGAAGUAUUCUUAAAACAAUGGCAUUGCAUCUAAUUAGCAAAUUAGAUAAAUUCUUGGACACAAAUAAUUUCCCU
Molecule: messenger RNA, 1956 nt
Organism: Durio zibethinus
Lineage: Eukaryota; Viridiplantae; Streptophyta; Magnoliopsida; Malvales; Malvaceae
Source: RefSeq, a predicted model, not a curated record